UACACAAUGAGAACAUGCAGUCUCUUCCUACAAAAGGGCCUUCCUUGCAGGCCAGGACAGUCAUCUUGGGGAGACCCCGCCAGGAAGAUGGCAACCAACCCCAGGGACUGAGUGAGACCCACCAGCCUCGGCAAAAUGGAAGAGGCUUCAAAAAGACUUGGGUAACAGUUAACACUGACAAAUUAGACAGAAAAUAAUUCUCCCAUAACGGACUUUGUGGAACGGAGCGGCCUAUUUAAAUCAGUUUGGUUUGAGCUUAGAAAGAUUGUGUGAGACUUGCACAAGAUGGCACUGGUGUCUUCAUUCAUGGAUGUUUAACAAAACUGUGCUAUUUGUGGCCAGAACUGUCGAUGUAGUGUAGCUACACGCUGUCUGCUUGAGUUCAUUUGUACGCACAUGAAAUGUCGGGAGACACCAGCACCCUGUCUUGGAGGAGCAUGUCUCCCACGGGCCAAUCUAAGACCCUGGACAUGUCUCCCACAGCAAUUGCCUGCGGGAGCAGCAUCUUUCCGGUGAAGAUUAUCAAAGUGUGUUUCCUCAGCAACAGUUUCAACCUCGGCAAGAACUUCAAACUGGUUCGGUGCGACGAAGGAAUGACAGUCAGGGAUGUCAUCAACAUUGUCCUGUCUAGUGGCCGCUUGGGUCCUGGCAUAAUACACACCCAGUGUUACGGUCUCCUUCUCAAGCACCUCAAGUCAUCUGAGAUACACUGGUUGCACCCGGACCUGACCAUGACUGAACUCACACAGCGUUAUGAACAACAGCACCUGGAGGCCGAGUGGAGAUAUGACUUAAGGAUCAGAUACAUUCCAUCAGAUUUCUUGGCAAAAUUCCAGGAGGACAGAACCACCAUCCUCUACUUUUACCAGCAGGUACGCAGUGACUAUAUGCAGAAGUUUGCCUCUAAAGUCAGUGAUGGGAUGGCUCUUCAGCUUGGUUGCCUGGAGAUUAGGAGAUUCUGCAAAGACAUGAAUCCAAAUGGACUAGAGAAAAAAUCAAACUUUGAGCUGCUAGAGAAAGAUGUGGGACUUGACUUGUUCUUUCCAAAAGAGCUUAUCAACAGUAUGAAGCCAAAGCAGCUGCGUCGCAUGAUCCGGCAGACAUUUCAAGGCUACGGCACUCUGGACCAAGAACAGUGCAUGGUCAAGUUCUUCAGCACGCUGGCUCAGUGUUACAGCUAUACACAGGAGAGAUUUGCCUGUCAACUGGUGCAUGGUUGGCAUGUAACAAUAGACCUGGUCAUUGGAUCUGAAGGUAUCAGUCAGCAAACUGACAAUUCAACACCCGUCCGUCUGGCCACAUUCUCUCAGGUGAGCAGUAUUUCAUUCUCUGCAGAGAGCCAUGGCCGAGCUCUGCUCACUGUGCACAUAGAGGGCACCAAGCAGCCUCUGUCAGUGAGUACGGAGUCAAUGGCUGUAGCAGAAAACAUGGCCAACCUAAUUGAUGGCUUCUGUCAGAUCGAGUGCUCUCCCCCUCAGGGUUCGCUCAUUAGCAGGCCUAGAAAAGUGAGAUCGAAACUGCCUGACAUUCCAAAACACAUUGAUUCGAAUGGACCCAAUAGAGGUUCAGACAUUUAUGUUGAGAUUCCUGAGAAUACAACAGACCCAUGUGAGAAGCAUAGGAUCUCCCGAGCUGAUGUAAAUGUAGGUCAGAUCCUGGGUGAGGGUUUCUUUGGAGAGGUUCAUGAUGGUGUGUAUAAAAGCAAGACAGGCGAGACGAUCCAAGUAGCUAUCAAAACCUGUAAGGACUGCUCAGCAGAUGUGAAGGAAAAGUUUCUCAGUGAAGCUGGGCUGAUGAAAAAUUUGGACCACCCCCACAUUGUGCGCCUGAUUGGAGUAAUUAAUAUUGAUCCGGUCUGGAUUGUCAUGGAACUCUGUCAAUAUGGAGAGCUGGGGAAAUACCUGAAGGAGCAGAAAUAUAUCUUGACAACUGAAACAUUAAUCCUAUACUGUCUGCAAAUCUGCAAAGCCUUGUGUUAUCUUGAGGGCCUCAACAUGGUGCACAGAGAUAUAGCAGUGAGAAACAUCCUUGUGGCAUCUUCUGACUGUGUCAAGCUCGGUGACUUUGGUCUGUCUCGUUACAUUGAUGACCAAGAGUAUUACAAAGCAUCUGUUUCGCGAAUGCCAAUCAAGUGGAUGGCGCCAGAAUCCAUCAACUUUCGUCGGUUCACCAUUGCCAGUGAUGUCUGGAUGUUUGGUGUGUGUGUGUGGGAGAUCUUCUCCAUGGGCCAACAACCAUUCUUCUGGUUGGAAAAUGGACAGGUGAUCAUCCAGCUGGAGUCCGGCACCCGACUUCCUAAGCCGUUGUCGUGUCCGCCCAUUGUCUACUCUCUACUGACCAGCUGCUGGACCUAUGAGCCGUGCAUCCGUCCCAGCUUCAGCCAGCUCAUGUGCUCCCUGAGGGACAUUCUCAAAAUUGAAGAGGCAGGAACACUUCACUGCAUCACUUCUAGCUCGCCACUGGACUAUGACCACUCUGAGCCUCCCCCAAAGCCAUCCAGAGUACCCCCCGACUGGUGCCAUAUCUCACAUGUUCAGGGAACCUGGGAUGUGCCAUUUAUGGACAAAGAGCAAGAACAAAUUGAUGACACUCUGCAAAGGCAAAAAAGAGAGAUGGUCGCGGAUAGACAGUGGCUAGAGCAGGAGGAGCAACAACUGGUGAUGCACUCACACGGACACACACAUGUUCACACACACAUUCAAAUGGAUGUUAUGUUUGUCUUGCAGGAUCCUGCUGUGCGACAAGCCUCAAAUGCAAAGCCGUCCAGAGUAUCCCCCGACUCGUGCCAUAUCUCACAUGUUCAGGGAACCUGGGAUGUGCCAUUUAUGGACAAAGAGCAAGAACAAAUUGGUGACACUCUACAAAGGCAAAAAAGAGAGAUGGUCGCGGAUAGACAAUGGCUAGAGCAGGAGGAGCAACAACUGGAUCCUGCUGUGCGACAAGCCUCAAAUGCAAAGGUUCCAGUGAAAAAUCCAUCUGAUGGUUCUCAACCAACAACCCCGGCGUCUCCUGACGUCACAUUGUGUUGUCCCACAGCUGAAUUGGACCGAUCAGAUGAUCAGGUUUACUCAAGUGUCAUGGCUCUAGUCAGACAGGUGGUGCAGCUGAAGAAUGAGGUCAACAUGCUGCCUGCCACAGAGUACCCCAACGCUGUCAGAGCGGUUGGUGUCACUCUGCGAAGCCUCAUCCAACACGUUGAUGAUGUCAUGCCUUCCCUGGACGGCUCAGUUGCAAACGAGAUCACAGGCACAAAGAAGCUGCUGAACAAGGAUUUGGGGGAGUUGAUCAAUAAAAUGAGAUUGGCCCAGCAGAACUCAAUGACAACGCUGAAACAGGAGUGCCAACGACAGAUGCUGGCUGCCGCACACACGCUGGCACUGAACUCCAAGAACCUACUGGAUGCAGUGGACCAGGCCCGUGCCAGGGCCAACCUGGUCAAGCAGAGACAGGAUGAAAACAGAUCAGGGGAUUAAGGGGUGGUCCACUAUUGCAGUCUCGAAUAUAAGGCCCAAAGUACAUUAAACAAGAGAAGUAUGUGAUGUAGAAAUGAAGAUUUGUUUGAACUGAAUUUUAAUGUUUGAUUAAAAUUGGAUAUUGCCACAAAA
Molecule: messenger RNA, 3605 nt
Organism: Syngnathus typhle (broad-nosed pipefish)
Lineage: Eukaryota; Metazoa; Chordata; Actinopteri; Syngnathiformes; Syngnathidae
Product: protein-tyrosine kinase 2-beta-like
Exons: 33
Coding region: 402-3473 (1023 amino acids)
Biological process (GO): protein phosphorylation; signal complex assembly
Cellular component (GO): focal adhesion; cytoskeleton
Molecular function (GO): ATP binding; protein tyrosine kinase activity
Source: RefSeq, a predicted model, not a curated record